Trypanosoma rangeli is the source of this 990-nucleotide messenger RNA. RefSeq lists its product as uncharacterized. The record is from RefSeq and is a predicted model, not a curated record. NCBI's taxonomy places the organism in Eukaryota, Euglenozoa, Kinetoplastea, Trypanosomatida, Trypanosomatidae. The transcript has a single exon. Bases 1 to 990 code for a protein of 329 amino acids.
AUGGAGCCUGGUUGUCGAUGCCGUGCGCUGCCGCAGCACAGCGGUUGGACACCGUCAACCCGCAGUCUGGCAACUUCCCUCUCUGGUGUUGCCCUGACGGACAAUCCGUGCAUGCAGUGUUGUCAAGAAGAACCUAAAGCUGAUGCUUAUCGAUCGCCUGUAGUUGUAAGACGUAACACCUCGCGCUCUGCGUUGACGCAGGAGUGGAUUAGGCGACUGCCAGGCAAGGACGCGGCAACUUUUUUACCGUGCGCUAACGAGCACAAUCUGCAUCAUUUAGGGGCCGAGGUGCCAGGGGCCGCAGGAGGCAGCACAUCAUCUGCCAGGGAGCUAACCACGAUGACAAACCUGCAACAACUGCUGCGUGUGGAGCGGGCGAUGCGGCUUGCGGCGGAGCGACGCACAGUAGAGGAGAUGGAGCAUGGGGUGCGAGCCGCGAUCACCGUUGAGGCAAAUUACGGUUCCAGGCUCCUCUACUCCAUCCUUCUAGAGGCAAUCGCGUCCACCUCACCCGCGAGUACCGACACGUCGCCGUGGGGAGGCCACAGGAGUGAAACACAAUCUCAGUUUCCUGCCGCAGCUUCUUGCAGCAGGAGUGUCCCGCUUGUUCUGAGUGCGUCAGCGUCUGUUGCGGAUACCGCUAGUUACCGGAAACUUUUGGAGGAGAACCGCCAACUUAGGGAGGAAGUGCGGCGGUACAAGUCCAUCGACAUAGAGGACCGGUACGAAGUAAAUGAACUGCACCGAAAUAUGCAGGCUGUGAUUGACAGGCUGACACUUGAGCGUGACAGGUUGCACGCGGAGUUGGCUGAAAGGCAGUGGUGGCCUGAUGCGACGCUAACGGGGUCAUCGGAGCCUGGGAGGAUAUCGCCGAAGACUACAACCGAGCAGUCAUCGUGGCACUACACGCACAUAGUUGAUGCAACUGCAGUUAACAGUGAGGAGUCCCCCGAACACGCCUGUCGCCCACGGGUCCUACCGUUGCCAUGA